AUGGCUUCAGACAAAAAUGUAGAUCAAGGGGAUCAAACUAUUGUGUCGGAAUUUUGUCAUCUUUUGGAAAAGUCAAAACAAUUAUUUAACGGAUUGCGUGACUUACCUCAACAUGGUCAUAGACAAUGGAAAGUUUAUUUUGGCCGUACAUUCGAUGUAUACACAAAGUUAUGGAAAUUUCAACAACAACAUAGACAAAAAUUAGACGAAUUAUAUGGACUUAAACGAUGGCAAAUCGGUGAGGUUGCCUCUAAAAUUGGACAGUUAUACCAUCACUAUUAUUUACGCACAAGUGACCUGCACUUUCUAAAUGAAUCAUUUGCCUUCUUCUCAGCAAUUCGAACUCGUGAUUAUUACUCGAAAGCUAACAAAGAAGAAAAACCUGAUCUAAUGAUUAAGAAACUGCGUUAUUAUGCUCGUUUUAUAUUAGUGUGUUUUCUUCUGGGAAAAAUGAAAUUGGCAAAUGAAUUAAUAAAAGAGUUUUCCAAACAAGUUAACGAGUAUAUUGAUAUUUAUGAUGCUGAUGAUCAUUUGGGAUGGGUUACAGUGAUACAAGAAAUGAAAGAUUUUGUGGAUGGUGAUUCGAUUUGUGAAAUUAUAGACUGUGAUACACCACAAAUUUACACAUCAAAACGAUUAAAUGCUAUGAAUACUCCACAAAUAGAUAGACAUGAACAUGGUCAUUUGCAGUUAUCCGAAGUACUCAUCAUCGGGAAUUGCUAUGAUCAAAUUCGUUUUAGUGAGUUAUCAUUGGAUAUGUAUCGUAUGCUACAAACAUUUGAACGUGAUCCUAGAGGUCAAGUUUUGAAUAGUUGCAAUUCCAGACUUAAUGUGGCAGAUAGUUUGGAAAAUGGUGUUUCUGCAAGUUAUCCUCUUGAUGUGUCUGAAGUGACAAAUCCUCAUAAGUAUUUAUUAUACAAACCUACAUUUUCACAAUUCAAUUCAUAUGUUGCUACAGCAUUCAAAGACCUUCCUGCUUCCGGUGCACUAUUAUUAUACAUUUCAGCGGACGGUGUUCGAGCUCCCACUGUUAAAACUAAUAAUGAAUCGAAUGUAGGAGCAGCUGGUUACGAUUAUGGAGGAGUUGUUACAAACAAUCGACAUGAACAAGAAUACAGUAUUAAACCGAAAAGAUCUGAUUUCAAAGAACCUCAUUGUAUUCAUCCUGGUGAUCUUCUACUCUAUACACGUAAACCUCUAUUUGUCAUUGUUGACAGUGAUAAUAGUACAACAUUUCGAAAUAUUCCAAAUCUCUUUGGACAACCUUUCGUAUGUCUUCUUUCACCUAAAGUUAUCCCGGAAAAAUUAGAAAGUCAACGACAUCGAGGAAAUCUAUUCACAUUAUUCUUACAUUGUCCAUUAACUGCAUUUUGUUUAACGUGUAAUUUGUCUAAAAUUACCUUAAAAACAUGGGAUCGAGCACAAAGUAUCAUAGAUUCUUUCUUGUCUGAAUGUUAUCAAGUUCUGAUACAUUCACGAAGUUUAGAUUAUUCUUAUCAUCAAUUUCUUUCGGAUGAUUUCCUACGAACAAUAAUACUACGAUAUUGUUUCUGUAAUAUUGUUUUACAACUUCAUCGAAGCUUUCAUGGACCAUCUUUUUAUCCAUCCUGUUCUCCUUCACUUCCAUUAUCUGAAUUAAUUGAUUGUCGUAUAUUGCAUAAAUUAAUUACAGAGUUAGCAUCACUUUUUGAUUGUCGAACUCUUUUUGCUACUGCAGAUGACUACACCAAAGAUUGA
This is a messenger RNA of Schistosoma turkestanicum, 1737 nucleotides long. The record is from the annotation of a GenBank genome assembly. Lineage: Eukaryota; Metazoa; Platyhelminthes; Trematoda; Strigeidida; Schistosomatidae.